Molecule: messenger RNA, 1168 nt
Organism: Aspergillus nidulans FGSC A4
Lineage: Eukaryota; Fungi; Ascomycota; Eurotiomycetes; Eurotiales; Aspergillaceae
Exons: 4
Coding region: 1-975 (324 amino acids)
Source: RefSeq, a predicted model, not a curated record
AUGCCAGGUGUCCUAACGGAAACCCUCGCCGUCAACGACGGCCCUCUUACCUCCGAAAACGCUGCCCUCCUUCGCCCCUCAGACCCCAGUCUCCCCAUUGAAGAGCUUCGAGCACGCUACGAAGCAGAUGGAUAUCUUUUCCUCAAGGGUCUGCUCCCCCGUGACGACGUCCUCGAGACUCGCCGCCAGUACUUCUCCUACUUAUCCCCAACCGGCGUCCUCAAGGAAGGCACCGACCCUGUGGAAGGUAUCUUCAACCCAACCAAGAACCCCGAGCACUACCCAGGGAUCGGCGCAGGUGCUGUUGGCGGGAACGGGCGGCCGGGAGGGGCGGACGCUGAUGAGUUCGUGGACAGGGCUGUAGAGGCGCACUACAAGGACUGGUAUGUUGAGAAGCUGUGUCAUCAUCCGGUGCUGUAUGACUUUGUGGCGAGGUUCAGUGGGUGGGGAAAGAAUACGUUGACGUUCCAGCGCACACUCUUGAGGAAUAACACGCCUGGGACAAAGCCCAUUGGUGUCCAUUAUGAUCAGAUUUUUUUGAGGCAUGGGGAACCUACGAGCGUGACAGCUUGGGUGCCCAUUGGGGACGUGAAGUUGAAUGGCGGUGGACUGAUCUAUCUCGAAGACGGUGACCCCGUCGGUCUCAUGAUCGAAGAAGAGUUCACAACAAAAGCCAUAAAUGCCGGCUUGACACAGGAGGAAGCCCGCUCGGCAUUCAAUUCGAAUAUGAUGGCGACGGGCUUGCUAUCCGAAUUCCCAGUUGAGUUCGCAAAGCAGCAUAACCGGCGCUGGCUGGUCUCUGCCUAUGAAGCCGGAGAUGUUGUCUUGCACAAGCCUCAUGCAAUCCAUGCAUCGACCAUCAAUAAAGACCCCGAGGGUGUUAUCCGCUUAGCUACGGAUCUGCGCUUCUGUGACUCAUCGAAGCCUUAUGAUAAGAGAUGGAUGAAUCCGUAUCGGUUUGGGGACGGUGUCUAAGUGAAGGACUACAUAGUCAGCUUGUAGGACAUAAGCCAGGCUUACUGCAGAAUGUCAGGCUUGCAUUGUGAUUAAUAUGAGUCAUCUUAUUGGCGAUUCCUUUGUCUUAUACUCUGGAGGACAAACCGUCGAACCUCAGAUUGUAUCCAAGAAACUCGGCGACCAUGAUGAAAAUUGAGAAGUUUGUCUGACC